Messenger RNA from Coregonus clupeaformis (lake whitefish), 2516 nucleotides. RefSeq names its product tripartite motif-containing protein 16. The transcript has 7 exons. Gene Ontology annotation, molecular function: zinc ion binding; protein binding. Lineage: Eukaryota; Metazoa; Chordata; Actinopteri; Salmoniformes; Salmonidae. Bases 679 to 2349 code for a protein of 556 amino acids. The record is from RefSeq and is a predicted model, not a curated record.
CACUCUAGCAUGGUGGUGGAAAAUCUUCCCCUUUUUUUUUGUGGUGGCUCACCAUUAAAGUUAGUUAAGGAGGAAACCGACGCCCUUGCAGACUGAAUGGAGGAUGUUUUAUGUAUGAGCCGGUCACCGGGGGACACAAGUAUAUAGCCAGCUGUAUACGUUUCAGUUGGACGCUGAGUUAGAUAGAGGACUCAUCAUGGAUAUAACCAGUUUUAGCAUGGAUAUUGCCAUCGAGGGCUUCCACCAUUUAAAAGUAGUCAACUGGGUGGGGAUUCCUAGGAGUUGGGAGCAAUCAGCCAAUGAAUAAGAAAACAUUUGACUACUUUAAAAUGCCGUUGCCCAUGAUGGCACCGACGCAAUAAUGGCACAGACACAAAGAUUAGUAUAUAUAGACGCAGAUGACGACGUAAAAGGAAUAAUAGCGACCGGUUGGGCUAAACAAUUCCAUAUAAGGAGUUGACAAGAGACCAGAAACAGACUGCCACCUAGGCUCACUUGUCUCCUCAAUAAAACAUGAAACAAAAACAAAUGAUUUAUGGUCAUACUGGACCAAAAUCCCCUUCAGAUUCUGAGCACACAAACAGCGCCAUAAAUGUUGCCACUCCCACCUCUCAAUUCAAGGAAAACGAAAGUGAUCUCAGAUAGCAUGCUGCUCAGGCUGUGUCUGCAUGCAACAAAAUGGCAGAGGCCAUUUUAAAAGACCAAGAUCUGUUAUUUUGUUCAAUAUGCUUGGAACUACUAAAGGAUCCAGUUACUAUACAUUGUGGGCAUAGCUACUGUAUGGGUUGUAUCAACAGCUGCUGGGAUCAGGAUGAUCUGAAAGGAGUCUACAGCUGUCCCCAGUGCAGACAUACCUUCACCCCAAGGCCUGUUCUGAACAGGAGCACUGUCUUGGUUGAAGUGGUGAAGAAACUGAAGAGGACAGGACCCCAAGCUUCUCCUGCUCACUGUUACGCUGGACCUGAAGAUGUGGAGUGUGAUGUCUGCACUGGGAGAAAACUCAAAGCUGUCAAGUACUGUCUGGUGUGUCUUGUCUCAUACUGUGCGACUCAUCUCCAGCCUCACUAUGACUCGCUUGCCUUUAAGAAGCACAAGCUGGUCGAAGCCUCCACACAACUACAGGAGAAGAUCUGCCCUCACCAUGACAAACUGCUGGAGGUUUACUGCUGUACUGAUCAGCAGUGUAUCUGUCUGCUGUGUGUGAUGGAUGAACAUAAAGGCCAUGAAACGGUGUCAGCUGCAGCAGAAAGGACUGACAGACAGAAACAGUUGGGGAAAAUACAGCAGCAGUACCAGCAGAGAAUCCAGGAGAUGGAGAAGGAGGUACAGGAGCUUAGGCAGGCUAUGAAAACACUCACGCGCUCUGCACAGGUGACAGUGGAUGAGAGUGACAGGAUCUUUAUUGAGCUGAUCCGCUCCAUUGAGCGAAGGCGUUCUGAGGUGAAGGAGCUGAUCAGAGCUCAGGAGAAGAUUGCAGUGAGUCGGGUUCAGGGACUCCUGGUGCGGCUAGAUCGGGAAGUCGCUGAGAUGAAGAGGAGAGAUGCUGAGCUCGAGCAGCUAUCAAACACAGAGGAUCACAUCCAUUUCCUUCAGAGUUUCCAGUCACUCGCCGUCCCUCCUGGUUCUGAGGCCCUACCCAGCCCCUCUUUCAAUCCACACAUUUCUUUUGAACGUGUGAAGAAAUUGGUUUCUGGACUGAAAGUGCAACUGGAUGAUAUCUGCAAGGAGGAAAUAGUCAAGAUGUCUGAAAAUGUGAUGAAAGUGCAAAUUGUUCGACCUCUGGAGCCCAAGACCAGAGAGGAGUUCUUAGAAUAUCCCUGCCAACUCACAGUGGAUCCUAACACAGCAUGUGGAACACUGCAUCUGUCUGAGAAGAACAGCAAGGUGACAUGGAGUGAAGGGGAGACUCAAGCCUAUCCUGAUCAUCCAGACAGAUUUACCCACUAUGACCAAGUGCUGUGUAGAGAGGGUUUAUCUGGAAACUGCUACUGGGAGGCUGAACUUCGAGGCUGGAUUGCUGUGGCAGUCUCAUAUGUGGCUCUUGGGAGGAAAGGAGAGGGUAAUGAGUGUAGGUUUGGAGGUAAUGAUCAGUCUUGGAGUUUAGAAUGCUCUCCCACCAGUUGUUCUUUCCUUCAUGAUAAUGUUAAGACUAAAAUACGAUCCCGUUGCACCUCCAGAGUAGGAGUGUACCUGGACUACAAGGCAGGAACUCUGUCCUUCUACAGCGUUUCUAAAAAAGUGACCCUCCUCCACAGAGUGCAUAAAACAUUCACUGAACCCCUCUAUCCUGGGUUUGGGGUUGGUUUGGAAUCAUCUGUCAGGAUAUUGCGUCCCAUGCAGUCAACGUGAUUUUCCUGUGUUAUAUAUUCAUUUACACACUAUGAGGUUAGAAUAAUACUGUGAAAUUGUGAACAUUUUUAGUGGAAGAGUUGUUUGAAAAGACCUGAAAUUUCAGCCUGUUUUGGUGGAAUAGAGUUUUGGCCUGCCUGGUGUCAUUUGGCCGGCAGCUCUUACAC